AUGGCAAUGGAUGGAGCUCACCGAAGUAUUACCGCGCCGAACCCGUCCCCCGGCACUCCGGCACCGCUUCCCCCGCCACCGGUCGCAGCACCGGCGACCCCGGCCCCGAGCACCCCAGCUCCGCCGGCACCGGCCCCGGCUACCCCGGCCCCGGUCGUCAUUCCGCACGAUGACCGAAGCAAUGUCCAAGACAUUGUAGCUAGCAUUCAACAGUUAUUGACCAAAUUGCUGGAGCAACAUCAGCAAGACAUUCAAACUUUGACAUCCACCGGAAAUGCCAAGCUCAUCACUCCUGUGGGGCCCCCAUUGCCUCUCAACGAGGAUUUAGAUGUUCAGAAAGCCACGAGCGAAGCUGCUGAGAUGCUAGAGGUGCCUGACAUGCCAGACGUAACAGCAUCGGAGGUGCCAAGUGUCUUUCACGAGGAGCUUCUUGACAUGCAGAUGGUCCCUGUGAAGUUUUCAGUUUACACGCUGUCCUUGCCCAACACUUGCUUAGACCAGGGCAGUGAUCUGGCCAAGCAACACUGCCAAAUCAUGUUCAAAGGCGGUCAGGAUCAAGCAACAACGCGUGAAAUCGCAUUUCAGCCGCCCGCCUUGCAGUCGACCUUGCAACCCACGCUGCCGGGAGAACUUCCUUCAGGGGAAGUCGUCAUAGCUGACUGGACUGCUGGCACCGACGUCGGUAUGGAUUGCUUCAUGCAUGUGCCCGAGCCCUGUCCAGCGCGUUUCGCGUUGGAGGUCUGGUGCAGUGGUUCGAAUGUGCCCGUGGCAGAGGGCUUCGUCAGAGUUGGUGAGCAGCGACAACAAGUGAGGCUAAGUGUUGGAGGAAUCCUCGACGUUGAAGUUAUGGCUAUAAAGCCAACGAUGGACAGCCCGAUCCGUGACAAGCAGGUCAGGCAGAAUAUCCGGUCUCGCUUGGAGACGGUGCUUGCUGAGCAGCAUCAGGCACAAGUCAUCAUGGCUCGCGACCUUAUUGCAGCUGUGAAGAAAUGUGGUAAGUCCGAAGCUUCGGGCUUCUCGUACUCCCUGGAAGAAAAGGAAGUUGAGGAAGCCAUUCUGGAGCUCAGGCACAUUUUUCAGAGUUAUGUUCUCAAGGUCAACAAGAGAGGUUUAACAAAAUCGAAGACACCAACGCAUGUGAUUGCUUUCCAUCAGUUUUUGAAGUGCAUGUUUCUGGAAGACGUCCACAUGUAUGCACGGGAUGAGGAGGUUCAGUUGACCCUUUUCAUCAUUCAGCGUGCAAUGCUUGGGGCCGAUAUGCCUUCAGCAGGCACAUCUCGUGCGUUGCUCUUGGCAAAUCAGAAACGGAAGGAGCAAAGGGACCGACCCAGCAUGCAGAAGCUGCUCAUUGACACAAUGACUGCCCUGUCGACCGCGGCCAUCAUCGCCAGCGUGGCAGCAUCAGGCAUCUCCAUGGAUGUUGCUGUUGGUGAACCAGGAUGGGUUGUCUUGGACACACUGUGUGCUGCAGUGUUUGUGAUGGAGGUCAUUGCCAAGCUUUAUGUUCUGACACCACGGCAAUACUUCUGUGGGCCUGCGGGAGCAUGGAAUGUUUUUGACUUGGUAUUGACUGGCGCAGCAGUUCUGGAAACCGUGCUCAGCUUUGCUGCAGGCAAUGGAGGCUCCCAGAGUCGGGUUGCCAUGAUGCUUCGAGGACUUCGCCUUGCAAGGCUGGCUCGCGUGGCCAAGCUCAUGCGAAUGCCAUUACUGCAGGAGCUGGCCACCAUUGUCUCAGGCUUCUUCAUCAGCCUGCGGCCGCUAUUUUGGGUCCUGCUCACCCUCUUCCUGGUGGUGUACUUCAUCGCAGUAUUGCUCCGUGCAACGCUCGAAGGCUUUAGAUCGGCUCGCUCCUGUGGUGACGACGGUGUGGGAUCGGAAAAGUGUCCCUUCCACUUGGAGCAAGGCCACCUAUACUGUACUGAUAUUCUCGGGUGCAUGUUCUCCGUGUUCCGCUGCAUCAUCGGCGACUGCACCACCCACGGAGGCGAAAGCCUCGUGAUGGUCUUCAGCGAUGGAUUCGGAAUGGGCUUUGAUCUCGUAUAUGCAUUUGCCAUGGUGGUAGUCACCUUUGGUCUUUUCAAUAUUAUCACCGCCAUCUUUGUGGAAGCCACGUUGAAAGGUUUGAAGGCCAGCGAUCGUCAGCAAAAGUUUGCAAGGGCCCAUCAGUCUGGCUGGAUGACGCAACAGCUAGCCCGCUUCGUGGAGCUGGCUACGCAGGAGGUGAUGAACUCGAGGAAGAGGAGGACCAAUCAAGGACAGGAAGUCAUGAGCCCGCUCAUAGGUCGGAUUACUUCAUUAGGUUUGACCAUGUCCAAUGCAACAUCCGCCGAGAAGGCACUGGCAGAGGAGCUUUUCGUGACAGAGGAAGAAUUCCUACGCCUGAUUCGGAAGACCGAAGUCCAGCAAUUGCUUUGCGACAUGGAUAUAAAUGUAGAGCCCCGUGAGGGCAUUUUGGCCGCCUUCGUGACUGAGGAGGACGGAUCUGUCUCUAUGUCAGAGAUCGUCUCUGGCCUGAUGCGAUUUCGGGGUGACCUCCACAAGAUCGAUAUGGCUAUUGCUCGCUCUGAGCUUGAGAACUUGCAGCGGCAGGUCGCGAAGGUGAUGCAACACAUUGAAAACCAUGCUUAA
This is a messenger RNA of Symbiodinium sp. CCMP2592, 2628 nucleotides long. Lineage: Eukaryota; Dinophyceae; Suessiales; Symbiodiniaceae. The record is from the annotation of a GenBank genome assembly.